Messenger RNA from Aquila chrysaetos chrysaetos, 3795 nucleotides. It is a transcript of the gene UBE2R2, whose product is annotated as ubiquitin conjugating enzyme E2 R2. Gene Ontology annotation, molecular function: ubiquitin conjugating enzyme activity. The record is from RefSeq and is a predicted model, not a curated record. Lineage: Eukaryota; Metazoa; Chordata; Aves; Accipitriformes; Accipitridae. Gene Ontology annotation, biological process: ubiquitin-dependent protein catabolic process; protein polyubiquitination. The transcript has 6 exons. Bases 81 to 797 code for a protein of 238 amino acids.
GCGGCAGCAGCGGCAGCAGCAGCGGCGGCAGCGGGAGCGCGGGGCGGCGGCGGCGGCGGCGGCGGGGGCCGCGCCGCGCCAUGGCCCAGCAGCAGAUGAGCAGCUCGCAGAAGGCGCUGAUGCUGGAGCUGAAGUCGCUGCAGGAGGAGCCGGUGGAGGGCUUCCGCAUCACCCUGGUCGACGAGUCCGACCUCUACAACUGGGAGGUGGCGAUCUUCGGGCCCCCCAACACGCUCUACGAGGGCGGCUACUUCAAGGCUCACAUUAAAUUUCCUAUCGACUAUCCAUAUUCACCACCUACCUUCAGAUUCCUGACCAAAAUGUGGCACCCCAACAUUUAUGAGAAUGGAGAUGUAUGUAUUUCAAUUCUUCACCCACCUGUAGAUGACCCACAAAGUGGAGAGCUGCCGUCUGAGAGGUGGAACCCUACCCAAAAUGUCAGGACUAUCUUACUGAGUGUAAUCUCUUUGCUUAAUGAGCCCAACACAUUCUCUCCUGCCAAUGUGGAUGCGUCAGUCAUGUUCAGGAAAUGGAGGGACAGUAAAGGAAAAGACAAGGAGUAUGCUGAAAUCAUAAGGAAACAAGUUUUGGCUACCAAAGCCGAGGCAGAGAAGGAUGGUGUGAAGGUCCCCACUACGCUGGCAGAGUACUGCAUCAAAACUAAAGUGCCUUCCAAUGACAACAGUUCAGAUUUGCUUUAUGACGACUUGUACGACGACGACAUUGAUGACGAAGACGAGGAGGAGGAGGAUGCCGACUGUUACGAUGAUGAUGAUUCUGGCAACGAGGAGUCGUGACCUGCUCCCUCUAUGCCCUGUACUGCCCUACCGACUGAGGCCAGAAGGGAGCAGCGGUAACCUAGCAGCAGUCCAGCAAAAAAGUGGGGGGGGGGGGAUCAAAAAAAACUUUUUGUCUCCUGCUGUCUCCUGUUGUAUGGAUCUGUUUGCUCCUUUUUUAUGGACCUCUUAGAGACCCUCCACAGAAUGUCUGAAUUCUUGCAUUCUUAACCCUUUCAUCACUGUAUUAUGAUUUCUUUUUAAAAAAGAAACUCCCCUUUUCACUUCUCUACAAAACGCUCACAGCGAAACAGGUUUGCUCGCGUUUAGAUUCUUGAAUUAAAUACAGUCUUGCAUUGAGAUGUUUUAUGUAUUUAAAGCUGGAACAAACCCAUUGGAAGCUGGGGUUUUGGGAGCUCAAGUGCUGCAUUUACUGGGAAGAAAAAAAAAAAACCACACAAAGCAAAUUGCCAAGGUUUAGCUGCUCCAUUUACAAUAAUAGCGUGUGUACAUUCGUUUAGCCUUGUGGUGGUGGCUUUUCCUUUAUAAGGUGUGGGGCGGAGAGUGUAAAGCUACUGUGUGUUGAGCUUGAUGGGAUGUUACUGAAAGGUACAGUAUUCCUUUUCAGCCUGCUCAAGUUAGGAAAUAGCUGGCCCCUGGAGCCCCAGAGGGCACAAUCAGCUUUGCCUCUGAAAAAGGCUUGUGAUAUGAACCCUAAAAUAAACACUUAACAGUUCACAUCUGUACAACUGAGCCCCGGGUUGCUUUUUUUUUUUUUCCAGACUAGGUUGGGGUUGAAAAAGUUCAGUUUAGCCAUGCUGCUGAGAUCUGCUGCCAGCUUCCCCUCUGCAGAGGGAGAACAGAUAUGCGUCCCACUGCCCAGUGGGCCAGCGUUCAUCCUGAACAACUUUUUGGCAGUGGGAGAGACAGAUAGCCUCCCACCCCAGUGCUUGCUAGCAGCUCUUGCUUCCUGCAGCCCAAAUCCAGUGCUGGCCUGAGCCGCCUUUCUGUUGCUUAUGUAGGUCAUUCGUUGGUAAAUGCAGCAUUGCUGCAGCCCUAGGGGCUGUGCAGGGUCGGCAGCAGUCAAAACUCGCUUUGGUGCCUGCCUGGGGUGGCCAGGCUGUCCCUGUGCCUGCAGUGGCUGCUGGGGCGUGGGACAGAGGGGAUGGAUGUGUGCUGGCCUUUCCCCUGCCUGGCUGCCUGGGACAUGGGUGAGCGUGAGCAGCCCCACAGCAGAGGGAUACACAGUGCUUUCAGGCUGGAAGAGGUGGCCGGCAGCAGGGUUUGACAGACUACUUAGCAGCAUGCUUCAGCUGGGGCACUGAGCUAGGCCUCCUGCAUGUUUUGGGGAGCUCUUGGCAGAGCUUACGGCCCUCCCUCCUGGGCAGGGGGGAUCCUGCAUGCUCGUGUCUGCAGAACCCUCUCAGUCCCUCUACUCGCUCUGUUGCAGUGUGUCCUCCUUGUUUGGCUGUGGUGCUGUGGCUCGAAUUCACCUUUCGCAUGAUCCCUUGAUCAGCAGCCAGCCCUGCCUUCCUGCGCUGAGCCCUGGCACCUCCAGGAGCAGACCUGAGGUGCUGGCCCUGCUUGGGCGAGACCCUCCAUUCCCACAGGUACAGAGGCAGUUACCCUGAUAAGAGCUGCGGGCUCGGGCAUUUGUUUAUGCCUCCCCUUUGUAUAUCUCAGGGUUUUCAAUGGUACGUCACCAGCUGUGGUCCCUCGGAGGGUGCUUUGUUGGGAGUAAACUUUGUUCUGUGAUCAGCUUGGUGGCUGUGUCCUGGGCUGAGGAGCGGGAUGAGAGUGAGCAAGCUCAGCGUGUGCUGCCUGGAGGGAGAGGAGAGAGGAAGGCAGCCGGUGGGGAGGGGAGGAAAGCUGGUGGGGCUCUGAAGUGAUCAAGGCAGAUGCGUUUUCAAAAUAGUGCUGGGCUGGGAUUAGCUGCAGCAGGGACAGUCCCUGCUUCUCUGCCCCAGGGUGUGCUGGUGGUGCAUCCCUCUGCCCCCUGCAGAGUAAAGGCAGCCCAAGUGGUGAUACUGUGUCCCUCAGUGCUCCCUGUGGCAGUCUGCCCUCCUGCUUGCAUGUUACCUGGGGAGGCAGCUGGACCCUUCGUGAAGUGUCCCACAUGGGCUGCUUCAGCUCGCCCUUCCACCGAGGACUGACUCAGCCCCUGGUGCUUUUUGGAGCCGGCAGCACGGCUCCCCUGCAUCUAGUGAUGGCGGGGGGGCACUCCCCAGCUUCGCUCCAGCCCUCUGAGGGUAGCACUGGUGUUGGCAAAUGGGUCCCCAGGACUCCUGGCUGCAGGACUGGUCUCGGGGCUGCACUGGGAUAGGGACACCAACUUCAAGCUUUUUGGGGGCUGUUGGGGGUAUGAAGGAGCAGACUAUGGCAAUGCUGGCUGUGCUGAUGACCUGGUUUGAAUUGAGGAUACUGCAUCUUUCAGGAUUUUCCUUGUACUUUUGACCGUCUUCACUGUAUACUCUCCAGUGACUUGUAUUUUCAAGCUUAGUGUUGUAAGAUGCAUUAUCAUGACUCUUCUGUUAACCCUUUUUUAAUGAUGAAAAGCAACCUAUUUUGAGAGCUCCUACAUUAGCCAGACUAAUUUCUCUUCCCCACUGUCCUGUGCAGUGUCAUUGCUCGUUGACUUGCUGGUUUCCUUUUGAGAUACAAACUGAAAUAUAAGAGGUUUUUGAAACUAUUUAAGAGAUUGCUGAAAAAUGUUUACCUGAUCUGUGUAUUCUGGGUUUUUUUCUUAACCCUUUUCUCCUGUCUCGGCCAAUAUUAGCGUUUACAUUUGCAAUUACAAGCCCCUUCAAAUGCAGUUUUCAACCAUUCUGAAGCCAGCAGGGUACACUAGAUUUCUUAGUAGUUUUCCUAGCUGAAAUCCCAGAUGUUUUCCUUUUUUUCUCCAGUAUAAUUUACCAGAAAGAAUUAACUGAUGCAUUUUUGUGUUGUCUUCUCCUUCAGUAGUUAGUUAUAUUUUGUCUUUUCUGCACAUCUGUCUACUAAUAAAAAUGUGAAAUGAAAA